Trematomus bernacchii (emerald rockcod) is the source of this 16011-nucleotide messenger RNA. Its product is annotated as KIAA1109 ortholog. The record is from RefSeq and is a predicted model, not a curated record. NCBI's taxonomy places the organism in Eukaryota, Metazoa, Chordata, Actinopteri, Perciformes, Nototheniidae. Gene Ontology annotation, biological process: synaptic vesicle endocytosis.
AGAUGUUAACUGGCCGCCUGCCAGGUAAAUAUUCAACAGAGGAUGCUAGCUAUGCCCAUGUCUGACACGACAAAGGGACGACAACUCCUGAAUAACUGGAGCAAAGAUGAAACCACAUGCUUUACCAAGGACAUUAAGUUUUAGGUAUCACACGGACAGCCUGUAGCCAUGGAUGGGCAUGUGGCCAAAAACAAUGAAAGCACUUUCCCCAGCCUCGUGGACCUGGAUGACUUUCUCACCAAGCACAACUCCAACUUCAUCUGGCUCCUCGUCGCCACCAUUCUGUCCUGUGGAUGGAUCAUCUACUUAACUUAUUACAACUCCCGCAACAUUGGCCUCAUCCUCACCCUGAUCAUCAACAGACUCUACAAGGAUGGCUACAUUCAUAUCGGCUCCUUCUCCUUCUCCGUGCUGUCGGGGAAAGUCAUGUUCAGAGACGUGUACUACAUCAACCAGGACAUGUCCAUCAGGAUACAGGAUGGCUUCCUCAUAUUUCGGUGGUGGAAAAUGUUUAACCCAAAGCAGAAACAGCAUGACCCCAAGGCAGAGACCCGGCUUUACGUGACCGUUAACGGCUUCGAGUUCCAUGUCUACAAUCGCACCGACCUCUACGCCCGACUGCAGGAGACCUUCGGACUGGACCCCACACUCAUAACACCCAAAAAAGAAGACGAGAAGGGACGAGAGGAUAGAAACAAGACGCUAGAAAGUGUGGACAUCCAAGCAGAGAGCGCUGACCACACAUCAUCAUGGCGCUCCCUCAUUCCUGUCAUCAAAGUGAACAUCAGCACUGGGCGUUUGGCGUUCGGGAACCACUACCUCCCCCAGACUCUGUGUGUGAACUUCGAGGACGCCUUGCUGACGUACGCCACCAAGCCGCCCUCCAGCCACCUGGACCAGUUCAUGCACAUCGUCAAAGGCUCGCUGGAGAACGUGCGUGUCAUGCUGGUGCCCAGUCCACGCUACCUCGGCAUGCAGAACGAUGAACCUCCCAGACUGAUGGGUGAAGGCUUUGUUGUCAUGCAGUCCAACGAUGUCGACAUCUACUACUACCAGGAUGAACCCGGUCUGGUGCCAGUGGAGCAGGAGGGGGUGGAGGAGGCAGAAACGUGCAGUGAGGGCGAUAAGCUUCAGGACCUUCCUCCAUGUUGGGGUCUGGACAUCGUCUGUGGAAAAGGAACGGACUUUAACUACGGCCCCUGGGCUGAUCGUCAGAGGGACUGUCUGUGGAAGUUCUUCCUGCCAGCUGACUACCAGGCCAUGAAAGUGACCGAGGAUGCCGAGCCGGGCAAACCCAGGCAGAUCCAGGCCUUCGAGCUGCGCAUGAACAUCAUCGCUGACGCCACCAUCGAUCUGCUCUUCACCAAAAACAGGGAAACCAACGCCAUCCAUGUGAAUGUAGGCGCAGGCUCUUACCUGGAAGUCAACAUCCCCAUGACUGUCGGAGACAAUGGCUACUCUCCUACCAUCAAAGGGCAGCUGCUGCACGUGGACACCACCAGCAGCAUGCAGUACAGGACUCUGCUGGAGGCCGAGAUGCUGGCUUUUCAUGUCAUAGCCAGCUACCCUCGGGUGUGGAACAUGCCUCAGUCGUGGCAGUGUGAGAUCGAGGUGUACAAGGCCACCUACCACUUCAUCUACGCCCAGAAAAACUUCUUCACAGAUUUGAUCCAGGACUGGGCGAGCGACAGCGCCCCAGACAUCUACUCCUUUGUGCCGUACUCCUGGAAGUUCAAGGUGCUUUUCCACCAGUUUGAGAUGAUCUGGGCGGCAAACCAGCACAACUGGGUGGACUGUUCCACCAAGCAGCAGGAGAAUGUGUACCUAGCAGCGUGUGGCGAGACGCUCAAUAUAGACUUCACUUUGGCUUUCAACGAGUUUGUUCCAACCACUUGCAACACCCGCUUCAGCUUACAGGCCGAGGAUACAGACAUGCGGCUGUCCCUGCCAGAGUGCCAUCCGAGCCGCUGCCCGCUCCUCACCCUGGCCAAAGACUACCAGAACGUUAAGCUUCCCCCAGACAUGUUCAUGCCGGGGGAACACCACAGCGCCCCCCCUCCCAAACCCAGCAAGUCCCGCUGGAGGAACAUCACCCACGCAGAAGCCGGCUGGGUGGAUUGUUGGAGUGUACCCAACUUCCUGCUCAUCAUCGACUACACAUGGCACCCCAUUUAUCCCCAGAAGGCUGACGAGCAACUCAAACAGUCCUUGUCGGAGAUGGAGGAGUCCAUGCUGUCAGCCCUGCGUCCCCCAGAGCACACCUCGGUGCACCACAACGCGUCUCCCCGCUUCACCUCCAAGUCUGCCUCCGCCGCCCACAGCAGGAUGCCCGCGGAACCCUCGGAGCUCCCCCCCGACAGACUUCACGUAGAGAUGGAAAUGUCCCCAGAUUCUCAAAUCAUCCUCUACGGGCCUUUGCUCCGGGCACUGAUCUCCAUCAAGGAAAACUAUUUUGGUGAGGACGACAUGUACACAGACUUUGAGGAGGCCGUUUCCAGCCCCGUGCUGUCCACCUCCACCUCCUCGGGCCUCGGUUGGUCUCCCCUGGGAAUGGAGGACAGCGAACAUAAGGAAAACUCAAACAUCCAUCCCUUAGACCUGCGCCCCUGGGACAUCACCGUGCUCAUCAACCUCUACAAAGUCCACGGCCGACUGCCAAUGCACUGCAGCAGCGAGGGUCCCGAAGGUCCAUCUGGCUUCUUGGAGCGGCUGUGUUUUGAGAUGAAGAAGGGUUAUAAGGAGACGAUGCUUCAGCUGCUCCUGUCUCCCAUUCACAUCUUCGUCAGUGACAACUACCAGCGCCCUACAGCGGACGGGGUGUUGAGGGACGGCCACCUGAGUCUGUCUGGCCUGCAGAUGAGGGCCCACGCCAUGUUCUCCGCUCAGGGCCUCUCCAUGAGCAGUGAUACGCUGGAGUACGCCUGGCUCAUCGACAUGCAGGCGGGGGGGCUCACCGGCAGGGUCACUCUUCCACAGGUGGCGAGUAUGAUAGAGUGGGGUGAGACCUUCCUCUUCCAUGGGGUGUCCCGAGAGUUCCAACUAGAACAACCCAAGCCCUCUGUCAUCUGCCAGCACGGCGUCGACCGCCGCAUCUGCGAUGCCAAGCUGAGCUGUCUACCCGGGCACUGUCGCACAUCAGAGGAGCUGAAGUACACCAUGACCCGACUGGCCAUGGAUGGGGUCGACCUCUUCGUCGUGGAGCAUGGCUGUGCUGCCAAUGUCAAGACGGCUAACGUUCGCGUAGCUAACUGCAACCUGCACAACCAAGCAGUGGGAGAAGGCAUCAGUGCCGUGGUGCAGGACGUGAACAUCCGGCAGUACAUCGAGCAGCAGCAGCACAGCGAGGCCGCCCGGCUGCAGACAGCUGGCCCGGGUCAAGGUCUGGGUCAGCCAUUAGGUCUGGGCCAGCCCCCCCUGCUGCGGCGCUCUGUCUGGCUGGAGGCGGGUUCGGUCAACCUGAACCUCAUCACAGCAGACAUCGCCCUGGCCGCUGACCACUCGGCCAAAUGUGAAGUCCAGAGGCAUUUUCUGGAGCUUCAUGAUGCACAGACCAAAAGACUCUGGUUCCUUUGGCCAGAAGAUGCCAGCAUUCGCAACAAGCGUGGCAGGAACCGCUGCGGCUGUCUCGGAGGCUGCCGGUUCUUCGGAGGUACCAACAUGGGCCUGGACUUCUUCAAGCUUGAAGAGCUGACGCCGUCCUCCUCAUCUGCGUUCGGCUCUUCCAGCACGGAGCAGGACAUGUCUUACGGCCAGUCUUUGCUACAGCCAGGGGAGUGGAUUAUUACCAAGGAAACACCCAAAGUGGAUGGGAAAGUUGUGGGCCUGAAGAGGGACACGCACUCGCCCUGCCUGCCUCCUGAGCUGCCGGAGAGGCGCGGUCAGCAGCACCUCAGUCUGCAGGUGCCCCAUCGCUCCCACAGCUCCGUCUCCUCCUCUGAGGAAAAUAGUUCUUCCAGUGCUGCGCUGCCCCUGCUGGCCGGAGAGAGAGAGACACCCUCGCCGAGCACGGAGGAACGCAUGUUCCACGUGAACUGCAAAAGCCCUGCUGACACCAUAGGAGAAGUCCCAGAGGUCUCUCCGGUCUCCCCCAACAGCUCCCAGGACCGCUCCUCAGUGCGCUCCCCCCGCUGCUCCCCUCUGAAGCGCCAGUCCUCCGUACACUCGGGGCGACUGGGCAGCACCAAGAGCCUGUCAGCCGCCGUCUUCACAGACAAGCCUCCGCCGGUGCUGUCCGGAGGCGUCCAGUUCAGCAGCGAUGUGUCCCGCAGCGACGAGAACGUCCUGGACUCGCCCCGCCAGCGCAGGAGCUACGGCUCCUUCCCCUUCACGCCUUCAGCGGACUCCAACACCUUCCACCAGUACCGCUCCGCAGACUCCAGCAUGUCUGUGGCUGACAGCGAGGCCUACUUCUCCGCCACAGAGGACUUUGAGCCGAUUAGCAGCGCCGACGAGGGCCCGGGGACGUACCCGGGGCGCAAGAAGAAGAGGAGGCAGCAGAUGCAGCAGCCGCAGCAGCCCCCGUACCACAUGGAUAACUACAGCCGGAGCUCCAUCUACCACAGUGUUGAGGGCCCCCUCACCUACGUCCUCAACGGGGAGCUGAUCACUGAGCCACGGCCCCUGCCCAUGCCCCCCUUCCUACCCCCGCUGCCACCCCACCCCCUGCCCAGCCACACGUCCCAGGCCUCCUUCGUCUCCGCGCUAGCCAUGGAUGAGGAGAGCUCCGUGGAGGCGGAGAAGACGGCUGAACCCGGCCCCGUAACCCGGCAACCCCACGUCAUGGCAUGCUACCAGAAUUAUCUAGCCCACUACCAGGUCUCAAAUUGGUCUGUGAAGCAGCCAACCAAUAAGAGGACUUCCAAGUCUUCUCUGCACCGCCCCUUAGAUUUGGACACGCCCACCAGCGAGGAGAGCGGCGCCUCCUUCGACCAGCUCUCUGUUCCCAGCUUUAAGGUGAUCAAGCAGGGCCUCUCAGCCAGCUCUCUAUUGGACAGAGGACUGCAGCUGAUGGGGGAACACAACAGUACUCCAUACACCCCGCUGGAUAAGAGGGCCAUGGAGAACACGGACGAGGACACCACGACGGACGACUGGACUCUGGAGCAGCCCCUCGCUCAGACCAGGACCACCGCCAUCGUGGAGGUGAAGGGGGCCGUCAACGUGGUGCUCACGCCACUCGUGGCCGAAUCCCUGGACAGGUACAUCGAGUCCAUGGUGCACUUUGCCAGUAUCCGUCACCCUGCAGCCAUUCUGGAUGACCUGCAUGGGAAGGUCCUCAAUGAAGCGUACCAGAUCAGCAAGUCCACAGUCACUGAGUCCAGCCAAACAGGCAAGCAGGAGCCCAAGCUGUCCAAGACGGAGGGCACGACCCCCGGCUCCCUCAACAUCACCCACGGCCAGACAGACCUGUCCGUCAAACCGGAUAAUGUGAAAAUCAAGGGCCUCCAAGCCAACGUCUCCAUCCCCAAGGUGAACCUCUGCCUGCUGCAGGCUUCUGUAGAGGAGGGGUCACCGUCGAGCUCCAGUAAGUGCGUCACACACGUGUCUCUGGUGGCGCUGUGCUUCGACAGGAUCGCCACCCAGUUCAGAAUGAACAGGGGGAUUGUGGAGGAGACACCCAACACCUUAGAACAUGGCCGACCGUCCGUCAAUUUGGAGAAGUACGCCUCUGCCACAAAGAUGCAGCCGCAGUCGUCGGGCUCGCUACGCUCCAACGCCGGCAUCGAGAAAGGAAAAGAAAUCGCCGCCAGGCUCAACAUCCACCGUAUCCACAGCCAACUGAGAGGCCUCGACUCCACAGACAUUGGCACAUGCGCCAUCACAGCAAUCCCUUAUGAGAAGUCCAAAGUGCUCUUUGGCCUGGAGGAAUUGGAAGAGUUCUCAAUGGUGGAUGAAACGGACGCCCAGAACACAGCAGGCGAUCUCGGACGUUCCGCCAUGUCUCUUGAGAAAUGGGGAUGGAUCAUGUUCGAAUGCGGCAUAGAGAACCUCACGGUCAAAGGGGGCCGUCAGUCAGGAGCCAUCCUUUACAACUCCUUCGGAGUGAUGGGCCGCUCAGACACUGUGGGGAAGACGGGCAUGUCCAAGUCCAACGGGUCCACCGGCUCUCAGACGGGCAGCGGGUACAGCACCGACGUCUCCGAUGACAACCUCCCUAAUGAUGCCGUCAGCCCCGCCUCCGAUGCCAACGAAAACUCUGACUCAGAUGACCAGGACGAAGGAGUGGAGUCAGACGACCUGAAGAAAGACCUCCCCCUCAUGCCCCCCCCUCCGGACUCCAGCAGCAUGAAGCUGACCAUCAGGGAGAUCUGGUUCAGUUUUGCAGCUCCCACAAACGUUCGGUCACCUUCCCAGGCCAUGUCCAGGCAGUUGAAUCUGCUCAGCACAGCCACACCUGCCAUCGGAGCCUGGCUGGUUCCCAUCGACCAGCUCAAGUCCUCUCUGCGCAAACUGGACAUGGAGGGCACUCUGCGCGUGUGUGCCGUUAUGGGCUGCAUCAUGACCGAAGCUCUCGAGAAAAAGAGCAUCCACAUCCCAAUCCGAAGCAAGUACAACCGCGUGACUAAAAGAGCACGCUACCUCCAUGAGAACCCCUCCUGUAUGCUGUGCAACAUCCUCCAUCGCUACCUGCAGCAGGCCGACUACUCCGUCAUCGAGGAGGCGACCAUGAAUGAUGGCGUCCCCGCCCUUGUGACUCUAAAGAAGGGUCUGGUUGCGUUGGCCAGACAGUGGAUGAAGUUUAUAGUGGUCACUCAGGGCUUUAAAGCCAUCGGUCUGAUGAGGCCCAACCAGCUCGCCAAGCCCAAGGAGCCUCACCAGAGCCUGGUGGAGACCAUGGUGGGCCUGGACAACGGCGCCGCGCUGCAGAGCGACACCAGCGCCGACGGAGCUGAAUUUGAAUUCGAUGCAGCCGCAGUGAGUGAACACACCAUGUUGCUGGAGGGAGCAAGCAGUCGGCCCCCGCCCAAAGAAGCCAACACGGGGCCCGUCAGCGGGGUGGAGAUCAUGAGGAAGCUGUCUAAGUCCCACGCACACAACGAGUCUGCACUCAGGAUAAAGGGCUCCCAUCCAUACCAGUCGCUGAGCUACACCAGCGGUGACACGGCAGCUGACUCACCCGCCCACGUGAGCCGCGUAGGCCUGCCAGCUAAGGACAGCCCGCGCAAGGAGAGCCUCCUGAGCAAUCUGACAGGCAGCUUCAGGAGCCUGCACAACCUGCUGGAGGGCAUGCCCCAGAGGAACGAGCCGUCUGCCGCCAACGCCGCCAACGCCAAGAGCAACUCCCUCACUCGCACAGGAAACAGUUUAGGAACGGACAUGAUGACGGAGCACCCGCUGCUGUCGGAGCCCUCCUCCGUCAGCUUCUACAACUGGAUGUCCAACGCUGUGGGCAACAGGACCGGGGGGGCGGUCCAGGACUCCCCGAUGAACCGCUCCCAGCACAACAGCCUGCAGACAGGUGGGGCGUGCAACCUACCCACAAUCCCCUCUGCCUCAGACUUCAACACGGUGCUGUCCAGCGACCAGAACACCCUGGACGGGACGCAGUCCCAGCAUUCUCAGCACAGCACCAGCCAGGACGACAUGGCCGACAUCGAGGAGGGGAACCAGUGCCCGGCCGCUGUCCAGCUGGCCGACGCUCAGGUUGUUUUCAAGCCUUUGCUGAGCUACACAGGCAUCCAGGCCCAGGACGCCACUCCUCUCAGCUACAAGAUGUACUUUGGAGAGCAUCUGUCUUUUUCUGGAAACCUGGAGUGUCUCAGGGCAGACAUCGUGGACUCCGACACCUCCAAAGAGCGGAAGAACAAAAGAUCCAGGAGACAAGGCAUGGUGAACCUCCCCCCGCUGGAGUUCAAGCCGGCGCUGCUCAUCGAGACGUUCAGCCUGAACGCGGUGGUGAUGGAGAAGUCGACGAGCGCUCCUCAGGGCCCCACCGCGGCCCCGCUGUCCUUCCACGACCUGAACCGCCGCCACUACAACACCUUCCACUGCGACUUCACCACCGCCUGCCAGGCCAUCAGCCAGCGGGUGGACAUGGCCCUGGUGCGCCUCAUCCACCAGUUCAGCACCAUGAUCGACGACAUCAAGGCCACGCAGACGGACAUCAAGCUGAGCCGCUACACCGCCGGCUCCGCCUCCCCCACCCCCACCUUCAAGGCGCGGCCGUACCGACACUUCAGGUCGACGGACUUCAGCCGCAGCUCCCGGGGAAGCAUCAACGGGGCGGGGCGCAGCGGGACGCAAACACUGAGGAGCAAGAGAGGCGUGGGGGGAGGAGGGGGAGGGGGGGCAGGCGGCGCCGGGGGUUUACCGGCCAAUGGACCUCCGUCAGGCAUGGACACGCUGGGGAGGAGGGAGCCGAGAGGACGCACCUCCCUGGGACGAUCGGAGCGACGCACCUCCAAGGUGUCGAGGAAGGGCUCUCGUGACGUGGCCGACCACAUGGCCAUCCAGAUGGACGACUCGGACUCCAUCACGGUGUCGGAGCAGAGCGAGCCGUCGGCAGAGUGUUGGCAGAACAUGUACAAGCUGCUCAACUUCUACUCCCUCAUCUCCGACCCCACCGGCAUCCUGGAGAAGAGCUCCCCAGAGAACUGUCUGUCAGAAGGUGGCCGCCGGCCCUCGGAGCCGUUCUGUAAAGUGAUCUUUGAGAACGAGCAGCAGGAUAACUCCACCCCCAACAAGCCCCCGGGCUCAGGGGGGCGGCGGCGCAGCCUGGUGAGCUCCGAGCCGCAGCACGUCACGCUCAUCGUGUUCGGCAUCGGCAUGGUGAACCGCACACACCUGGAGGCCGACAUCGGAGGGCUCACCAUGGAGGCGGAGCUCAAGAAGAUCCACGGAAGCUUCACACUGAAGGAGAAGAUGAAAGAUAUCCUGCACCAGAAGAUGACAGAGACGUGUGCCUCGGCUCACAUUGGGGGGGUAAACAUUGUUCUCCUGGAGGGCAUAACCCCCGACAUCCAAACCGUGGUCAAAUGCAACAUCGCCAAGUCCCAGGCCCUGUACAGCGCCCAGCGAGGACUGAGAACCAACAACGCAGCCGUCUUCAAAGUGGGGGCCAUCAUCAUCAACAUCCCCCAGCACCCGGCCACGCUGCACAGCAUGAUGGUUCGCAGCUCCCACCAGCUCUCCAAACAGAUUUCUGACCUCAUCCGCCAGCCAUCCAAUGCUCAACCUCCUAAUAGGGAAGACACCCCCAUUCCGCAACCCUCUGAAAAAGCAUCCAGCAUCAAUCAGACCCCCGUGGAAGCUAACGAGUUCCCUCAGCUCCCCGAAGGCCUGGAGAAGAAGCCCAUCGUGCUCAAGUUCAGCGCCAUGAUGGACGGCAUCACCAUCGGGGCCGCCCUGCUGCCCUCACUGAAAGCCGAGUACAAGAUGGGUCGCAUGAAGAGCCAUGGCAUGACAGGGGCACAAACCAGCUUCACCUUCGAGUUGCCGAACCACAAGCUUUGCUUCCAGUCCAAAGUGUCCCCGGUGGACAUGUCCACCAUGCCUCCCUCAGCCAGCCUCACCCUGCCUCCGGUCACCAUGUCAGGGGAGUACAUCAUGGAGGACCACGAGAGCCACUCGGACCAGGGCUGGGCCCCCGACGACUUCCCAGCAAAGCAAGGGAACUACCUGCAGGGCAACUACCUGCGCUGUGUAGCCGAGAUCGGUUCAUUCGAGCACAACCUGACCACAGACCUGCUCAACCACCUGGUGUUCCUGCAGAAGGUCUUCAUGAAGGAGGUCAACGAGGUCAUUCAGAAGGUCUCAGGAGGAGAACAGCCCAUCCCGCUGUGGAACGAGCCUGACACCUCCGCAGACGCAGACAAGCCAAAAAUCCUGCUUUAUUCUCUCAGCCUCAUGUUCAAGGGGAUCCAGAUGACAGCCACCACUCCUUCCAUGCGUGCUGUGCGCUUUGAGACCGGCCUCAUCGAGCUGGAGCUGUCCAACAGGAUCCAGUGCAAGGCUCAGCCCGGGGGCAGCAGCAGCUACCUGAAGCUGUUCGGGAAGUGCCAAGUGGAUCUCCACCUGGCUCUGGGACAGAUAGUCAAGCACCAGGUAUAUGAGGAAGCUGGCUCGGACUUCCACCAGGUGGCGUACUUCCGAACGCGAAUCGGUCUGCGGAACGCUCUGCAGGAGGAGAUCAGCGGCUCCUCGGACAAGGAGGCCGUCCUCAUCACGCUCAACAGGCCCAUCGUUUUCGCCCAGCCAGUGGCGUUUGACAGAGCUGUGCUCUUCUGGCUGAAUUACAAGGCGGCGUACGACAACUGGAACGAGCAGCGUCUGGCCCUCAACAAGGACAUCCACAUGGCCACUAAAGAGGUGGUGGACAAGCUGCCGGGCAUCCAGCAGACCUCCGCCCAGGCCUUCAGCACCCUCUUCCUGCAGCUGACCGUCAACGACCUGGGCAUCUGCCUCCCCAUCACCAACACCUCCCAGGCCAACCACAGCAUAGACUUUGACACGGGCUCAGCCAUGGUGCUGACCAUCGAGAGCACGCUGAUCACCGCCUGCUCCUCAGAGUCCCUGGUGAGCAAAGGCCACUUCAAGAACUUCUGCAUCCGCUUCGCCGAGGGCUUCGAGACCUCCUGGGACGACUGGAAGCCUGAAAUCAGAGGGGACAUGGUCAUGAAUGCUUGUGUAGUCCCUGAUGGUACUUAUGAAGUUUGUUCCAGGACUACAGGGCAACCUUCUGCAGAGAGCAGUAGUGCCGGCACCUGGACUCUGAACGUGCUUUGGAAGAUGUGCGGUAUCGACGUCCACAUGGAUCCCAACAUCGGCAAGCGGCUCAACGCGCUGGGUAACACUUUGACGUCUCUGACGGGCGAGGAGGACGUCGACGACAUCGCCGACCUGAACUCCGUCAACAUGGCGGACCUUUCGGACGAGGAUGAAGCCGACUCCAUGUCACCCACCGUCCACAUGGAGACCAUUGACCCCAGAAGGCAGAUGGCCAUGGGGAACCAGGUGAUCGACGCCCGCGGGAGAAAGUUCACCAAGAGGGUUGUGGACAUCAGAGAGUUGAACGAACAGGCCAAGGUCAUCGACGACCUCAAGAAAUUGGGGGCCAGCGAAGGCACCAUCGACCAGGAGAUCCAGCGCUACCAGCAGCUAGAGUUGGUGGCCGUCAACGACAUCCGGAGAGACGUCCGAAAGAAACUGCGCCGCUCCAGCAUGAGGGCGGCCUCUCUGAAGGAUAAGUGGGGUCUUGGCUACAAACCAAGCUACAACCGCUCCAAAAGCAUCUCGGCGGCAGCGGGUCGCCCCCCUCUGAAAAGGAUGGAAAGACAGAGUUCCAGAAUAGGAGAUCUGGAUGAUCUACCAGAUAUGCGCGUGGAUGCCUCCUCUCCUGGACCCCGGGUCACCUUCAACAUCCAGGACACGUUUCCUGAGGAGACAGAGGUGGACCUGUUGUCGGUCACCGUCGACGAGCCAUCCCACCCUCAUCAUCACCUCCAUCCUCUCCAUUCUCCAUCCGUUAUGGAGGACCAUCACUCAGUUUUCAGUGCCCCUGGCACCCCCGCUGUCUUCUCACCCGUACUUCCAUUCCAGCCCGACGACAUGAGGCGCGACGACCUGUCCUCAUCCUCCUCCGAAGACUCCGAGAAGGAGGACGAGUUUGAGCGGGAAAAACCACCGAGCUUCCGCAGGCCUUUCCAAGCUUCUCACAGGAAGCCCUCGGGUUUCUCUGCUGUGAGUCAGCUGUUCAGCGAGCGCUGGCCGAGCACCGCCGCCAACCGCAGCUUCAGCGGCCCGACAACCGAGAGAAACAUUGACUUUGAGCUGGAUAUCCGCGUGGAGAUCGACAGUGGGAAGUGUGUCCUUCACCCCACCACUCAGCAGCCAGAGCACGAGGACAUUGCCCUCAGGAGGAGCUGUGAUCCCAGCCUCAGGAGUCUGGACCAGGAGUCUCCCCCUAAGAAGAAGAAGCUGCAGCCCACCUACACCUCCACCACCCACCUGCUAGCCGGGAAAAAGUGUCCCUCCUCCCUGCAGACCAAAUCCAACGACAUGGAGACCACAGUCUUCUACAUUCCAGGAGUAGACGUUAAGUUGCACUACAACUCCAAGAUGCUGAAGACGGAGUCGCCCAACGCCUCCCGGGGAUCCUCCCUCCCCCGCACUCUCUCCAAAGAGUCGAAGCUGUAUGGUAUGAAAGAUAUCAGCCCUCCCAACCCUCCCAAUGCAGAACAAAGCAAGACUAACUCGCUCCUACCUCCCCCGCCCCCACCUAUUCCAUCAGCCAAAGGUAAGGGCAGUGGGGGCGUGAAGACUGCCAAGCUGUAUGCCUGGGUAGCCCUGCAGACUCUGCCGGAGGAGAUGGUCAUCAGCCCCUGUCUGCUGGACUUCCUGGAGAAAGCGCUGGAGACCAUACCAAUCACUCCUGUGGAGAGAGGCUACGCAGCUGUGGCGACCCAGGAGGAGGACAUGGGUCAGUUUGACCCGGUGGAGCAGCUGGAGGAAUCCACCACCUCUCUGGUUUCCUCUUCCACAUCCGCCUACUCCUCCUUCCCUGUGGAUGUGGUGGUCUACGUCAGAGUCCAGCCCUCUCAGAUCCGCUUCAGCUGCCUGCCCAUGUCCAGGGUGGAGUGUAUGCUCAAACUGCCCUCUUUAGACCUGGUCUUCUCUUCUAACCGCGGGGAGCUGGAGACCCCACCGGGAGCCCACCCCACUGACGCACCCCACCCCCCCUCCUCCACCCCACCUGGGCAGUAUAUCCCCAAACCACCGCCCAGCAAAGCUUCCCCGUUGCUGGGGAGCCCUCUGGGCAGGAGCCGCCACAGCAGCAGCCAGUCAGACCUCACCGCCCCCCCCAGUAACUCCUCAGGCCUCAGCUUCACUGCCUGCAUGUCUGACUUCUCCCUCUACGUGUUCCACCCCUACGGCGCCGGAAAGCAGAAAUCUGCAGUCACAGGGCUGCCUCCGGGCCCAGGGCCAUUAGGUACAGUAGAUGAGGAGCCGUCUUCAGUAACGGGAAGAAAAGACUCUCUGAGUAUCAACCUGGAGUUUGUGAAGGUCAGCUUAUCAAGGAUCAGGCGUACCGGAGGCCCCACCUUCAUCGAAAGCUUCAUUCCUACUAAAGGCGGCAAAAUGGACACCACCCUUAUCAACAUCUCAGCGGUGUGCGACAUUGGCUCGGCUUCCUUCAAAUACGACAUGAGGCGCCUGAGUGAGAUCCUGGCCUUCCCCAGAGCCUGGUACCGCCGCAGCAUCGCCCGCCGCCUCUUCCUGGGAGACCAGACCAUUAACCUGCCAGCCUCUGGCCCUGCCACCCCUGACUCGGCGGAAAAUGUAACCCAACACCUGUCCCCGGAGUCGAGCCGGAAAGCCUGGAGGACGUGGGACGGCAGCAUGGGGACACAGCACAUGCCUCAAUCCCCAAACGUGUUUUCAGAGCACUCCGCAGGAAGCAACAUGUCUCCGGGAGGCGUGGGACACCUCAAGUCCCCGGCGCCCGGACGCACCAGGAGCGUGUCGGAUUCCUCCGCUCCCAGGAGAGACUCGGUGACAAAAACCUCCACCCCUUCCUUCAGUAAAAAUGGCAAGACAGCAGGUCAGCAGGGUGCGCCGUGGGAGACACUGGUGGUGUUCGCCAUCAACUUGAAACAGCUCACCGUCCAAAUGAACAUGAGCAACGUCAUGGGAAACAACACCUGGACCACGAGCGGGCUAAAGAGUCAGGGCCGGCUGUCGGUGGGAAGCAACCGGGACCGAGAGAUCAGCAUGUCCGUGGGCCUCGGCCGCUCCAAGCUCGACUCCAAGGGCGGGGUGGUGGGCGGCAACAUAGACGUGAACACCCUGGAGAUGGUCUCCCACAUCUCGGAACACCCCAACCAGCAGCCUAGCCAUAAGAUCCAGAUCACCAUGGGCUCUACAGAGGCGCGGGUGGACUACAUGGGCUCCAGCAUCCUGAUGGGGGUCUUCAGUAACGCUGACCUGCAGCUGCAGGACGAGUGGAAGGUCAACCUGUGCACCGUGGACACCAGCCUGUCGGAGAAAAGUGAAAUCUUCGUCCACGGAGACCUGCAGUGGGACAUUUUCCAGGUGAUAAUUUCACGCUCCACCACACCCGACCUCAUCAAGAUCGGCAUGAAGCUGCAGGAGUUUUUCACCCAGCAGUUCGACACCAGCAAGCGGGCCCUCUCCACCUGGGGCCCCGGUCCCUACCUGCCCCCCAAAACCCCCGUCAUCAACACGGAGAAAGGGUCUGCAGAGCUCUACAUGGACGCAGCCCAUCACCGCCACUGGCCCGGGGUGCUGAAGGUGAUCGCCGGCUGCCACAUCUCACUCUUCCAGAUGCCUCUGCCCGAGGACGCCGUGCAGCUGGGCGGUUCCAUGAGUCUCCAUGGCAACCACAUGACCCUGGCCUGCUUCCACGGGCCCAACUUCCGCUCCAAGUCCUGGGCCCUGUUCCACCUGGAGGAGCCCAACAUCGCCUUCUGGACGGAGGCUCAGAAGAUCUGGGAGGACGGCUCCCAAGAUGAUUCCACCUACAUAGUGCAGACACUGGACUUCCAUCUUGGUCAUAACACGAUGGUGACCAAGCCCUGCGGGGCCCUGGAGAGCCCCAUGGCCACCAUAACCAAAAUAACCCGGAGGCGGCAUGAAAACCCCCCACAUGGAGUGGCCACGGUCAAAGAAUGGUUCAACUACGUCACUGCCAUGAGGAACGAAGAGCUGAACCUGCUCAGGAACGCUGAAGCCAACAACCAGGAGAGCGGAGCGGCUGCCAAGAGCUCCAGCCUGCUGAGCAGCUUCCGCAGCUCCUCCAGCUACAACCACGAGACGGAGACCAUCUUUGCUCUUCCCAGAAUGCAACUGGACUUCAAGUCAAUCCACGUACAGGAUCCUGAAGAGCCUUCGCUAACAGACACCGACAGCAAACCCAAAGUGGAGUGCAGCGUGGUGACAGAAUUCACAGACCACAUCUGUGUCACCAUGGACGCCGAGCUCAUCAUGUUCCUUCACGACCUGGUUUCUGCAUACUUGAAGGAGAAGGAGAAAGCCCUGUUCGCCCCGCGGAUGUUUGCGACCCGCCCCGGUCAGAAGAGCCCGACCGCCCUGCACGACGACGGCUCCUCGGACAAAGACGACGGCAUCAACUACACCACGGUGGACUGGAGGGAGUUCAUGUGCAACACCUGGCACCUGGAGCCCACCCUCAGGCUCAUCUCCUGGACAGGGCGUAAGAUCGACCCGGUGGGUGUGGACUACAUCCUGCAGAAACUGGGCUUCCACCACGCCCGGACUACAAUUCCCAAGUGGCUGCAGAGGGGGGUGAUGGACCCGCUGGACAAGGUGCUGUCGGUGCUCAUCAAGAAGCUGGGCACUGCGCUGCAGGACGAAAAGGACAAGAAGGGGCGGGACAAGGAGGAGCACUGAGGAACUGUCACUCACUGAAGUCACUACACACUGGAUCACAAAGGCCACUACUGUACAACCCAUUUUAACAGCCUGUGAAUUUCAGCUCAGUUGUUUACGUGGUCUGUGCCACUAAGCGGCUCAGACUGAAGCGUUUUGCACCAAUGUCGUUUUCUGUAUAUUUUGAACAAAGUAGAUCGAGUUAUUCGCCUGCUUUAAUGGUAAAACCCCUGCCUCUUUUACCUGUUGUAAAUGACCUUACUGAUGAAAUCGCUUGAAAGUUUAUUUUAAAGCUUACCACUAUUUCAUGAGAAAUGAUUUCUUAUACCAUUGCCUUUUCUUUGUUUCCCAUGGAACACAUGGUAGAUAUGCUUUAUGUAUUUUAUAGUGUAGUUUUAAGAUAUUUAAGAACAGUUCAGUGACCGUGUUCUUGAUUUUUUUUUUUUUAUGUGAACAAAUAAAUACUGAGAGGUUACGGCACAUGAUUAGCUCAGUCAUCACUAUUUAUGGGUAUGUGAAAUGUCUUUAACAUGUAUGAGCUUGGUGUGUCAAGCUUUUUUUUGUCCUUUUUUUAAAUCCAUACAGUAGAACCAGUGUACAUAAUUACAUUUCUUAAAUAUGUUGAUUUCCUAACUUAAUAAAAUAUUGCCAUUCAAUUUUAAA